Xyrauchen texanus (razorback sucker) is the source of this 3465-nucleotide messenger RNA. RefSeq names its product E3 ubiquitin-protein ligase TRIM21-like. The transcript is spliced from 3 exons. NCBI's taxonomy places the organism in Eukaryota, Metazoa, Chordata, Actinopteri, Cypriniformes, Catostomidae. Gene Ontology annotation, molecular function: protein binding. The record is from RefSeq and is a predicted model, not a curated record. The coding region runs from base 1164 to 1727 and encodes 187 amino acids.
CACUUGAACUUUCAUCUGACGCCCACACCGCCCAAGACUCGCCUCGCCGCUUCUCGUCGCUUCUCGCCGCGGAGAGACGCUGGCUGUUAUUGAAAAUGAAUGACUUCCGGUCGAUUUGACGCUCUCGCCGCCUCUGGUGUGAACGCACGGUUACCGUGACACUGCCUUUUCCAUUAUUUUGUGUAGUUUAUAUUUCAAAUGAUACUUUAUUACAAAUAACAGAGUUCCUCAUUGACAGCGUGAAGCAUCUACUUGUUUCCAUUGAUCAUUGUGUAAAUAUUGUAUGCCAUUUAUUUGAUUAUAAGGGAAAGCUUGGUAUGUGUUAUCAAUUUGUCUCGUGACUCAAAGGAAACAGGAAGUGUAUAAUAGAUUGAAUGCAGACCAGCUAAACUGCAAGUAUACACCACAUUUAUAUAAAACAAGAUAAAAUGACACUUUAUCUCUUUAUUUAUAAUAUCCUUUCAUAUAAACAGCAGUUCAUUAUUUAAAUGCAUAUUAAUAUUGACCAAAUUCAAAUGGUCAUUAUCGGAUUUAAGUCAAGUAAAGUCAAGCUUUAAAAAAAAGUAUCAACAAAAACAGUCAUUAGAAGACUGUGACAAGUUGUAUGCAAGAUUGAAUUGGCCAUGUGCUCCAUUACAUAAGCAGAUGUUAAAUAAUGGCAUAAAGAAUAAGGAACCAUAUUCAGCUGCGAUGCACUGUGGAAAAAGCUACAUUUUAGGGUAAUAUUUAAUUUAAAGCAGAGAGACUAAAAUGCAUGAAAUAAGAUUAAAAGAUUAUUAUUUUAUUUUUUAGAUUGAAGGUGUAAUGGCAGAAUCAUCACCAAAGAGAAGAGAGACCAUAAGUGUAGAUAAACCUCCACGUAAGUUUGUAACCCAGGAAAAAGUGCAUAAAUUCACACUCCUCAUAGGGCGUGGGCUAAAGGAGUGUCUUUAGAGGACAUCUACCUGGCUGCUGGCUUGGCUUUGGAUUAUAUUCCUCCCUUUCCUUCUUAUUGGCCAAUAUGAAGGGGAGACUCUGUCAAUGCCUUUCAACUAACCAACUGGCAAUAGGCAUUGCUAGUGCGUGUGAAUCAGUAGCACGGCGUGAUGGUAUAUGAUUACGAAUGCGUCAGCAACUGAUGCAGCAUCGAAGAGACUGACUUGAGAAGGAAUGUAUUGAAGAGGAUGCAGGAGUAUGCAGUGGAUGUGACACUGGAUCCUGAUACAGCUCAUCCAGAACUCAUCCUGUCUGAUAAUGGAAAACAAGUGAAAACUGGGGACUUUAAACAUGACGUCCCAGACUACCCAGAGAGGUUUGAUGCAUGCCACUGUGUCCUGGGAAAGGAGGGGUUCUCCUCAGGGAGAUUUUAUUUUGAGGUGCAGGUGAAGGGAAAGACUAAAUGGGAUUUAGGAGUGGCCAGAGAGUCCAGUAACAGAAAGGGACCGCUCACACUAACACCAGCAAAAGGAUACUGGACUGUGUGGCUGAGGAAUGAGAAUGAAUAUAAAGCUGGCGCUGGUCCCGCCGUCUGUCUCACUCUGAAAGUGAAGCCGCAGAAAGUUGGUGUGUUUGUGGAUUAUGAGGAGGGUCUGGUCUCCUUUUAUGAUGUGGAGUCCAGCUCUCAUAUCUACUCUUUCACUGCUCAGUCUUUCAAUGGCAAACUCUAUCCAUAUUUUGGCGCAUCCUUAAACUAUAACGGUAAAAACUCUGCACCACUGAUCAUCACACCUGUCAAUUACAUUAAAUGAAUGUACCCUUAUAUGAAGCACUAGAUACAAAUAAUUGUCUAAACUGUAAUUGCAGAUCAAAAACAUUCAAAUGAAAUUCAAAUCAGAUGUAAAAUAUCUACAUUGUUUUAGAGUGCUUAUAAAUUAUUUUACUGCAUGUUUCAGAAAUUUUUGCUCAAAUGAUUUUUUUAUCCCCUCCACCUGUCAAAGUGAAAUUAGAUGAAAGCGGUGUAGCUAUUUGGUUUACAAGACUUAUUUCUUAAGACUGGAUUUUUAACAUUGUAAACAAAAUUGGUUGUUACUCUCAUCUGAUUCAAGUUCACAACCAUAGUUGCCUUUAAGAAGCUUCUGGGCUCUUUCUCUCAUUUUGCUGAAUUAUUUUGUGGAUGGCAGUGAUGGUUUAUGGUGCGAUCAAGUCUUCCUGGGAAGUUCGAAUGAAAGAAAGAAUAUAAAUGUAAGUCUUUUGAACUAAUAAUGCUUAAUGUGACACCGUCAGAUAUAAAUAAAAAAUCUCUGUCGUCUUUUGUCCUUGCUACAGUAUAUAGAUCACCUGGGCCGUAUUCUGAUUUCCUUGGUGAAUUUGCUAAUUUUUUAUCAGAUCUUGUAGUUACUGUAGAUGGACUUUAAUUGUUUGUGACUUCAACAUUCAAAUAGAUAAUGAAAAUGAUACAUUGGGAUUAGCAUUUAUCGAUAUUCUCAACUCUCUUAGAGUCAGACAAAAUGUAACAAGACCAACGCAAUUCUGCAGCAGAGCGUUGACAUCUCGGAUCAUUACCUUGUUUCUUGUAUUCUGUAAUCAGCUAAUGUUACUCAAUCUACACCACGCUAUCGUUCAGGUAGAACUAUUCUUUCGACCACUAAAGAUAGCUUCACUAAUAAUCUUCCAGAUCUAUCUCACACACUCGAUAAACCCCAAAACCCAGAAGAACUUGAUGAAAUAACAAAACAUAUAAAUGCAGUCUUCUCUAGCACUCUUGAAAUAAGUUUCCUCCGCUAUGCCGACGAUACACAAUUCUCGCAUUUCAUCAUUGUCAUGCCUCCACAUGUAAUGCUAAUGUUUUGUUGCACACACCUGUCACAUAAUAAACCAGCUAAAGGAGUCUUAUUUUCUGUCAAGCUUAAUCACUAUUCAUAAUCAACACUACAAAAUUGCUUGCAAACUAAACUGUACAGCCAAAUUUCACAAGUAAAACUGAAUUAUUCCAAUUAAUACCAAUUUGCUUCCACCAUGAUUCUUUAAUUGACAAAACCCCAACCGGAAAGUCAGGGCUUAAAGAAAAUGUUGAGUUGUCCACUGGUAAUUAUGACUUUGUGAUGGUGUUCAUGUGCCCUCAGCUCAUACAUUUCAUCUUUCCAAGAUGACUUGAAUGCAUCAAAUUUUUUUUUUUUAAUGCACUACAUUCACGCAUGCAGACAACCAGCCACGAUGUCAAGAAGAAAAGGAUCUCUGUCUAUGUAACAUGUCUGUGCUAGGCUAAUCACCACACCUAGCCCAAGUAAUUGAGACAGCUUAUAGUUGCUUAAGUACAGUAAGGGCAGCUGGGCCCUAUGGCCCGGGGUAAGAGGGGCCAUCGAUGGCUGACUCAAAAAGCAACAAUAAAAUGUACUUUUGAAAUUGACUUCUUGUAAUUGUUAUAUUGCACAUUUAAGCACGUUAUUUUCAUGUUUAAUAAAGUAUACAGUAUUUUAUCCCCAUCGUUAUUGAAUCCUCGUUUUAUUUUUUAUUGUACGGGCAGCUGUGGACUGGGAAGAGAAAUCG